Paramecium tetraurelia is the source of this 2760-nucleotide messenger RNA. RefSeq lists its product as uncharacterized. The record is from RefSeq and is a predicted model, not a curated record. Lineage: Eukaryota; Ciliophora; Oligohymenophorea; Peniculida; Parameciidae. The transcript has 6 exons.
AUGAAUUAGCAAGUAUCACAUCAAACUAAGACAUCUCAAACUUAGCAAUUUAUAGCUUCCUAACUUUCCAAGUUGCCUGAUAAAAAUAAGCUUCAGCAACUCAUUCCAGUUUAAUUGCAUGUCAAUUGUUUUGAGCGAAAAAACAAUGAAGGAAUUGAUAACAGACAAUCACCACCAUAAUAAUAAAAUUAUUGCACGAAGCCAUCAUAGAAACCUCAAUAGUCCAAUCAUAAAUCCAAUAUGUCACUUUAAAAUAAAAGCAAUUCACAUAUUGAGUCUAUUUAGGAAAAAUUAUCAGCCAUUAAUCACCCUAAUAAAAAAAGAGAUUACUCUCCAAAUUCAGAUGCCAUAAGAUAAUUACUCAAAAAUACUAAGCCAGAUUCUGAUAUGAAUCAUUUAUUAUCUAAAAAGCAAUAAUCUCAAGACUAGCAACUUAUUUUCACACCGAUUACUACUAAGCAUUCAUUUAAAUCUCAUUCUCCUUUAGAUAUCAAAGAGAGUGUAGCUUAAUUACUUUCAAAUCAUUUUAAAACAGAUGUAUCAUCCCCUAAAGGAAAUGGAAGCAAUUAAAAAUAAAAAAAUAGCCAUUUCGGUCCUUAUUUAUCCAUCUAAUAGUAGAUUUAAUAGCAAAAACUUAAAGGACAUAGUUCAACAAACUCACUCUCUUAUGGAUCUAGAAACCAUCAUCAACAAUCUCUGCAAGAAUAAAAGAGAUCUGAACCUGCCCCAAUUACUCCAACUCCGAAAAGGUUUACUACUACUUCAUAAAAUACAGAGCAUAGCAAAAGUAAAUCUGUUGUUGAAGAAUAAUUGUAAUGUAUGAAAAUAAUGUAAUUUGACAAAGAAAAUCAAUCCCAUAUCCUUAAUUUAGGAUCGCCAAGUGCUUUUAGUAAUUCUGAGCAAGCAUCAAGUAUUGGAGAUAGUAUUGGAAUGCAUUUACAAUUUGGAGUUAAAACUCUAUCUCCAUUUGCAAAGCCUCCUUAACAAUCUCAGAGAUUUUGUAUCUAUCAUAAAGAUAAGAAGGCUAAAUAUGUGACAGAGGAGGGCAAUGACUAUCUCUUUUUUUGUUCUAAAUGCGCUGUCAAAUUGGCUGGCAAAGGCAUGUUCUUUACUGAAAUCGCAUAACUAAAGCAAUCUACAAUUGAUUCUUAAACCUUUUCCUUUCAAUAGAGUUCCUUAGAUUCAACUCAAAGGUAGUCAUCUUCUAUGGACAUCUAAUUCAAAGAAAGGGAAAUGAAGGUCUUCUUAGCCUUAUUAUAUUAAAUGUAAAACAAUAGACAAGACUUACUUAAUUAGUUAUCAAGCUAAGGGAAUAAACUUCAAAAUUACUAUGACAAAUAAAUGAAGAUGUGUUAGGAAGCAAAAUAAUAGUUGUCAUUGUUUUUGGAAGAGAUAUAUCAGAGAAGUAUGAACUAAUUAUCCAAUUCAAAAUAAUAAACAUUAUCCUUUAUUACUAAACUAAUCCAAUAAUUAACUACCAACUAACUAGACAAUAAAAAGAUCUAAACAGAGAUCGAGAGCAAUUGGAAAAGAGUGUUGGAGAAUAUGGAUAUGACAGUAUUCAGAGAGGUUAUGAAUCAACAUCAUGCUAAAUUCUCUAAGUUUGGUGAGUUUCAAUAGGAGAUUCAGCACCAAUACAUUUAACUCUACUCGAUGGGGUCUAUGGAUAUUCAAGCCACCUUAUCUUUAAUUGCAUAGAAUUUUGAGGUUGUUGAAUCUGCGAUGCCCUUGAUUUCAAACAUUUAGUAAUUAAAUAUUACUCAACCCAUCAGAACCCAACCUACUCCUCCUAAAAAGAGUGAGGAAUCAAUUAGUUAAAGAAUCAAAACUGAUUUCAGCAACUAAAAGAAGAAUUCAGAUGCUAAAUCACAAAACUUCUGCUCCUACUUCAAUGACAAAACAGAGAUCAACUAAAAUGUAAAGGACACCUAGAAAAUGAUUCCCUAAUUUUAAUCUCACAGCAACAAUCUUUAUGUUUCAUUUGAAAAUAAAGAAAUAUUUAUGAAUGCCUUGGAAAUGGAAAAAAAUAAGUAAGCCAUUUGUAAUGAGGAUGACAAGGCUUCCAAAUAAUAAGCCAUCAUGAUAUUAUAAUCUUAUAAGGGAUCUCAUGCUGAUAUACUGGAGGAAUCACUCAACAUGUCUCAUGAUUCUUAAAAAUCUGCUCCUCAUAGUCCUGCUUCUGGGCAAACUAAAGAAUCUGUUUAAAGAAUAAACCCCAAUCAAGAUUAAGAAUUUAUGGCUCUUGCUAAUAAUCAAAAUGAGACUGUACCAAAGGAAGCAUUUCAAAAAUAAAAAAGUACUUUCAGAACUCUUUUCGAAAACGAGGACUCCCAAGAACCCAACAUUUAGAUCAAGAAGGAAACGACUGCAAUUUCCCCAGCUAGAAAAUUUCUAAUAGCCAAUCUAAUACUCAAUAGUAUAUUUAUUUUAUCUAUUUACAUUACCCAAUUUUAGGGCCAUUAAAAAGUAGCAGCCGAGACGCCAGAUACAAAGAGAUAGGAUUCAUAAAGUUUAAAUUAAAUUAAUUUUGAAGUUCCUGAUACCUGUGUCAGAGAGGACAUUAUGAAUUUGUAGGAUAGUGAGGAUAUCAAAGACUCAGUCCACUAAAUAAAUAUGUGUGAUGAUUAAUAACAUCUUAGCGAUUAUGAUGAUGAAAAAGAAAUACAAGAAACUAAAAUGCGUUAUGUAUAUUAAGGAGACGAAAGAAAAGAAUAAUACUAAAAGACUUUGUUUUCAUCCCCCAUGUUCAAGGAUCAUUGA